Clupea harengus (Atlantic herring) is the source of this 9479-nucleotide messenger RNA. RefSeq names its product cytoskeleton associated protein 2 like (gene ckap2l). The record is from RefSeq and is a predicted model, not a curated record. Gene Ontology annotation, cellular component: mitotic spindle; cytosol; centrosome. NCBI's taxonomy places the organism in Eukaryota, Metazoa, Chordata, Actinopteri, Clupeiformes, Clupeidae.
ACACACACACACACACACACACACACACACACACACUCUCUCUCUCACUCACUCUGAGAGGGGUGUGUUAUGGUGUGGUUCUGAGACUUCUCUGUUAAGGUAACGGGUGGGGUGUAUAUUACAUUUAAGAGAGGGUUUAUUGGGGAAUAAUAUCAUUAGCUUUUUCCUGUGAGGACUAGAAGACCAUGAUCCAAAGAUUGUGUUUGUGUGUGCUUGUGAUGAACGAGGGACAAAAGCAGGCUGAUUAGAAUGACAAGUCAGAUCAGUCAUUCCCUAAUCAAAAGGGUGUGUACUUCAUAGACUGUACAAUCCAAUGAUUUUUCUACAUAACUAAUAAGAUAGCUGUUUAUUCUACUAUUAACUUUUGUACCCGAACAUCGAUCAGAAACUCAUACAGACCAACUAAUUUGUGUGUGUGUGUGUGUGUGUGUGUGUGUGUGUGGUUGUGUGUGUGUGUGUCAGUGGGUAUGUGCCGCUAUGUGCCGCCAUGUGGUCACUGUUCCCCACCCUCUUCAUUGCCACCUUGAGCACAAGAACUCAGGGAGAGAACCAGUGCAAAUGAGCUCUUUGCGAUCUAGACGUCUGUCGUAGAAGCGUUCUUCACACACAGCAUCGCCUGUGUGUGGAGCUGGGAGCAGGGGGAACCCGAGUGAAGUUGUGACUCAUUGAUUGAUUCACAUAUGUGCUUUUCUGUACAAACUGAUCUGUGUUUCUGAUAUUUCAAGAGGGGAACUGGAUGGUUUUUGUUUUUUGUUUGUGUUGUUUAUUUGUUUUGGGUUGUUUUUUUUUAAUGCCAAAGGUUGGUAGGGAUUCGGCCAUUGGAGUAGAGAUGGAAACCCAUGUCACCAAUUGGUCAUCUUCAGGUGAAUGACAUGAACAGGGGUGGAGGGGGUCAGCAGUCCUCAGAAAUCAGUUCAAACUAUCUGAGGAGCCUGAGGUGUUGCUUUAGGAUGGAAGCAGACUUGAAAAACACCAAUAUGAGAGACAAUAUAUACAUGAAAAUGUGUGUGUAUAUAUAUAUAUAUGUAUAUGUGUAUAUAUAUAUAUAUAUAUAUAUAUAUAUAUAUAUAUAUAUAUAUAUAUAUAUAUGCUGUAUUUAUUUUGCAUAAGAUUCAGGUUGUAUAUUUUUUAGAAUCGUUGUUUGUUAUGUGACUUGUGAGUUGUUGCACAUUGUAUUUUAAUUGUUUUUGUCGUUAAAUGGGUGUUUCAUGGGUUGGCACAAGGCAACUGUCCUACUGAGCAUUCCUACCCGGUACUGAUUGGUUCAGAUACCCACACCAUUGCAAAGGCAGUCUCGUGACCCCCAUCCUCAUCCACCAAGGCCAUUUUUGUCAGAUGAAAAAAAAAUUGGAUAAUACAGUGACAUACCCUGUCAGAAUGGAGUAAUUCGUUUUGACUCAACUAUAUCCCCUCAGAGUCCUUAGCAGUUUUUUCAUUGACGCAGAUAUAUCUGAAAACAUUUUCUUGAAGGCGGAAAGCAUAAAGAUGCGCUGUUCCUGGUCUGCUUACUUCAAACCAUUCCGUUAGGAUGUCGUUGUUGAUGUUUGGCACUGGACACUUCAAGAGGUAGCAAAUGAACUGGUUGACAGACGUCACUUGUCACCAAUGAAAACCAUGCCUGUGGUUGAUUCCAGGUUUAUGGCACCUCACUUUUCCCCCAUGCAUUGCUAGCAUCCUCAUGGUAAUUGAGUGCAAUUUGUAUGUUAAGCUUUAACUGACCGGCUGCAUCGACGGACGUUAUGUCUCUGUAAUACCAAACAAAGAUGGCUGCUUCAGACUUUCUCGUCUGUAUUGUUUCAGAUAAGUCGGGUGAAGAUCUGUUCUGUGGGUUGUGAGCCAUAUAGGCCCAAACGUGAUGUGAGAGAGACUGGAUUUGCACUGACUGGUUCAAGUCCCUUUGUGGUGUGGUUUACAAAGCAGACUCUUGCUUUGUUGAAGGGGACUAACUAAGCACUUUUUUGCUGCCAUACACAAAGACUGAUUUCAUUUGCGCUCCUUUCAACUUUUUAUUUUCCAUUUUUUGUAAAUUAAAGUGGUCUAGGACAAUCAGGGUGGGGAGUAAAUAUUGAAAUGCUUUACAGUUCAUUGUAUAAAAUUCAAGACAUUUUAGAAAAAUGAAGUUUGUUGUACCAAAUCUUAGACUAUUUUCUUUUUGCUGCACAGCUCCAUUUUGUCUGUUUCUCACUAUUGUACUUGUAGAUUGCCAACAAUACCAACUUCUUCAGAAAGUUGCAAAAUGGAACACAUCCAUGCCUUCACAAUACUGUAAAAAAAAGUCAUAAUAUAUGUUGGUGAGCUUUGUUCUGCCUUAAUGUUUUUGGUACUGUAUUGCCAUAUAGCUCUGUGGCCUGUAGUUAUGCACCCUUGAUUGCUCAUCAUUUUUUAUAUUUAAAUUUUUUAGUUAAUGGAUCCUCUUAAAGGAUUCAUGCAAUCGCGGGGCCUGUAGUUCUGAAAGUUUUCUGUGUUUUUGUGACUGGAAUGUUUUGGUUCUCGUCUCUAGUUCUACAACCACAGCAGCAUAUUCCACCUGGGGAUCGACAAAGCUGGAGUCUUAGUCCAAAGAACCUUAAGUAUGAUGUGUGAUUUACUUUAUUUAAUUUUUUUCAGGGCUAUCUUUAGACUGUGAGACACUACUCACUGAAACUAUCUAGCAAGACAGGAGGUAAAAUGUUAUCACAUUAUUUGCCAAUAUUUCUGUUGGGGGUGUGUUUCCUCUCCAUUGUCUCCAGCUUUUGUUUUAAUUUGUACAUUUUCAAGGAAGAAACAACAUAUUUUAUUUUCUAUUUCAGUGGAAACAUUACUGCAGCUUGUUCCAUUGCUUUUGUACUGACACUCCAUAACAGUAUAAAUCCAUUAGCCCAAGAAAACUGAAUGUGACUGUGUGAAAAAAGCAAUGUUUUUCAUUCUUUGUGCGGUGAGUUUGUGGAGUGACUUUUUUUUUAGAUGGCAAAUGUACAGUCCUCCAUUUUCUCUCGCAGGCUUUAAUUUUAAAUAUGUACAUAAUGUUUUGUAACUACUGUCUUAACCAAUUUUGGACUUGAGAUGUUAAUAAUAAACCUGAGAUAUAUUUCUCUAUUGGAAAGUUUUUUGUAGUUAUUAGUUUUAAACUUUUAAGUUCUGUCAAUAACAUACCAUUGCAGAUGCUGUUUUAUAUUGUGUGUACAGUGCAUUAUGGACAAGAAGGGAACAGCUCCUAUAUGGCCAAAUCUUGUGGGAAACUAUCAAGAAAUGAUAACAUCACUCUCAGCAGCACCUUUGCACAAAUGACUGCUUUCAUUUACAGUGUAACUCAUGCUUUCAUAUUUACAGUGUAACUUCACCCCCAACUCCAUCCACUGCUUUGAAAAAUGCUUAAAAAGUGGGCAAGGGGCUGAGAGGUCCAACUACUGUGAAUGAGUCUCGAUCAGCAAAUGAAAAUAAAGUCUCGAGGACAGGUGCUAGAGAAAUUCCAAACAGUCAGCAACAACUCUACCUCAACAUCGGCCUUUCAAGGUUUAGGAUGAUUUAGAUGGCGUGUUGAGCCAUUUUCAACCCAUAAAAUGCUGAUUUUUGUAAAAAAAAUAAAUAGUAAUGUGGUCAAUAUUAAUACCAGCACUGAUGUGUUUCACUACAGUAUAGCCAUAUCAUUUAGUUUACAGCUAAAAAAAAAACAUUUAUGUGUGUAGCACCUCAUUAAUUGGGAAACAUAAUUCAUUUUAGUUUGACCCUCGAACAUAAAUAAAUGUCUAGCUCCAACUAGUGCCCUUAUGUUAUGGACAACGUCAUUUGCAACUGCCUCUGCUUCUUGCAAACAGACCGUGAGCCUCUAAAUUAAGAGCCUCUGCGUCUCCAUCACAUCGUGCCCAUGCUGAGGACACAUCAGAAUGCCUUAUUCGAAACAGAGUGAUCUAUCUGCAUAUUGAAAAGUAAUAGUCUGAUUGAAAUGUCCUUGUGUGGAAGCCUGUGUAUUGUGUUAAAUAUAUUCAUAUAUACGAAGCAUUCCUCGUUCUUUGUUUUGUCUAUGGUUUUCACAUUCUACAGGCUACGGGUGUUUUGUUUUGUUUGUCCCAUUAAACCAGCUCAACAUAAUAGCCUACCUCUAGUAGCAUAAUACUUCAAAACAGUAAAAAAAAGAAUAACUGAAUUAGUCAUCAACAGACUAAGUAGGAUACAAAUGCACUUCCCACUAACAAAAAUAUCCUACAGCUUGUGUUCGCUGUAAAUCUGACUUAAUCCCAUGUGUCUAUGUUUCCAGUCAUGGCAUAUAUGGCAUAUUUUCACUCUCCUUAAAAUGGUUAUUUUUCAUGCAUUUUUUCAUCCGAACAAUUUUGAUAUCAAGUUUAUCAUUUGCUUUAUGUAAGUAGGGCGAGACAUGCCCGUUUUGGUAUUGGAUCACAGACUUUGAUGACAAAUCUAAAUUCUCCAAUCAAAUGCGUCAUUGGCGCUUUUGCUUUAUCUGAGUGGUUCCUUCAAAUAUUCGAAUCGGCUAACCCGGAAAGGGGCGUAGAACCGACUGUAUCUAGCAUGUUUUGAUCAGCAAGAACGUUUUACUGCUGAGAUUUGUGAGAUCGUUUAUUAAAUAAAUCGACUGCAAAGGAGAUUGUUUUGCCUUCAAGUUUUUGGCACUAUCUGGACCUCAGCUCACCGUUUUAUCGUUUCUUGCGAUAAUUUCUGUUAAAUACAAACAUGGGUGACACAGAAGUUGGACCCAAGUUGUCUGGACCAGAUUUGCGGAAGCAAAAACUGAUGGAGUACUUGGCGUCUAAAGGCAGGCUGAAACCUCUCAAUCCAAAGCCUUAUCUUCGGGAUGACUUGGCUCCCAGAAAGUCAAGUAUCAAAACAACACAUGGAGAUAAGGAUAAGGAGAACCAGAUGCCACAUUUCUCAACACUGAAGAAUGACAUGCAGAAAGCAUGCGCUCAGAAGCAAGCAGCCAAGACCAUCUCCAAACCCAAGCUUCCACUGCAGGGAUCUGCAUUUGGUUCUUUCAAAAGAGCUCCCUUGGCACCCACUCAAGGUCUCGCAGCCCAAACCCGCACUCGUAAUCCCUCUGAUUUGAAAGGACAUGGGAAUACGGAAUCAAUCGCAUCACGUGUCUCUGAUCCUCUCAGGGGCAGAGUGGUCAAGCAUCGGCCGUUGGAGGCACAGCAACGUCCAUCAUCUGCCCAUGCUAGAGUAGUCCCUAACAGAGUGCAGUCUCGUCAAAACCCUCAAGGCUCUGCAUCCCAAGCCACGGGUUGCUCUUCACAAGCUAACAAAGCUCUUCUUCGCACCAGAAAACCAAGCAUUGUCCACACACUCCACACACAUGCAGCAUUACAAACCUUACCGAGCAGAAGAGCUGAGACACAAAAGAAACCUCAGCAGUUCGUCAAAAACGUAAAGACUGAUAAUGUUGGAGCUAACAGAGAAUCCGUACCAAAAACCUGCAUGACUUCCAAGCCCUCCCAGGUAACUUUAAAAGCAUUUAAAACACCAGGGCAGAGACUGAAUUCGAAUAACUCCACUAACUGUAAUCCUAAACCUAUUAAGCCCCAAGAGAAGAAAACACAGAGAAGGACGAUAAGCACUGCUAUUUUGACACGCGUCCCCAGUGUUGUCGGCCAGACUCCAAAGCUGAGGCCUUUGGGUCAUGGAUACGUUCAAGGAAAGGACUCCAGAGUGUCCACCUUGCCUUCAGGCGACCCAAAGAUAAACCAGAAACCCGCCGCUCUGGUUAGAAAACCUCCUAGUUCAGUUGUCAGCAAGUGUGCGAGCACAGCGGUCUCCAGGACCCGCCAAGCUCCAGCUUCAUCAGACGUACCCCGGACCACAGCCAAGACUGCCGCACCCUCAACAGACACGCAGCAGAGGGUGGCCAUUGCCAAAGUGUCCACAUUCCGUCUGCCUCCCCCCAAGUCAAGGCUGAGCUGCAGGCCCGCCACUUCACCUGCAGCCAUCACCAAGACGGUGUCACGUAUCGUGAAGAGCACCGGCCAAUUGCUGGGCCCGGAGGUCCUAAAGACCCCUGUGACUCAGGGCAGGCCUCUGAUAGGCGGGCCUGUAACCGAGCUGAAGAAGCCCACGGCAGCCCAGGAGGAACGACAGCGACAACUUAAGGAGUGGCGUGAAGCGAAGGGCAUCUCUUACAAACGGCCGCCGAUGCCGGCGAGGAAGCUGUUGAGGAAGUCCACUGCCGCGCCGCAGCACUACUGGGCGGCCAUGGAAGAGGAGGAGGAGCUCCACGGCCUGGUGUGUGCUGUGGACAGAUCGCUCGCAGACUGCCUGCAGCUGCUUCAGGAGGGUUGCCCCUCCGAGCAGGUGCUGGAUGUGCUGUCUCACGUGCCCAUGGCCGAGAAGUUCAGCAAGUACUGGAUGUGCCAGGCCAGACUGAUGGAACGAGAGGGCAACUUUGAGGUUUUGCCCCUGUUCGAAGAGGCAGUCCGGAUGGUGAGAGAGCCAGUAGACAACCUUCGGGCAGUGGUGUUUGAAAUUCUGAAGAAGAAGGAGACUCAGGCAUAUUUGGAAAAAGACACACAGGUCAAAGAGGAGAUUUUGGAGGAGGAAGCCAUGGCUGACGAACAAGAAAACAUCUUUGCCACUCCCAAGACAGUGAACGCUUUGAUCCGUGGUGCGAAAGGGGACUCAUCCGUUGUGAAAUACAAAAUCACAGCCACCCCAGGCAGGUGCAGCAGUCAGCAUCAGGAGCGCAUGCGUGUGGACGGGCAGGAAGUCCGCUUCCUCACGCCUGUGCGACGCUCGGUGCGCAUCGAGAGGUCAGCCCCACGCUACCCGGCAGCGCUGCAGGAGCAGGACCCGUGCGUGGGUUCCUUCCGUGACCUGCUCUCCUUAGCCUCCCCCUCCUCCACUGAGAGGUCCCCGCUCUACAUCUACCGGGAGAACGAAGCCCUCAAAGACCAGGUCCAGGUCCACCUUUUCCCAGAGGAAAGCUAACCGGGCUUCAGAGGGCAUAUAUAUGCAGGGGAAGGGCUGAGCCAGAACUGGAAGCCAUCCGGUGCUGAUCCGAUCAAGUGCUACUGCAACUAGUCCUGAACACUCCUGUCAUCGUUUUUAAAGAGAGGAAUGUUGCGUUACACGGUAACACCUGGAUAUUUAAACCAGGCACAUGCUCCGAAUAUAUGGGAUAUAAUGAAUUGAAAAUAUGGAAAUGAAAAUGAACUUACAUGCUUACUUGUCUGUUUGUUUGUCUUUAUUAGUCUAUGUGUGUGGCUGAAUUUUCUACUUUUAUUUUUGUUGCAUAAUAAAUUAUUUUGUCUCUAAAAGAUAGUAUGGACUGAAUUUGAGUAUAAUUUAUUUCUUGAAAGUAGUAGUCAUUUUAAGUUGCAUGCAGCUGUACACAUUUAGACCUCACACAUCAGUACAACAAUAAAUCAUCCAGUAGCUGAAAUUAUUCAACUCAUUUAGCCCUCUAGACUAGGGGUGCCCAACCUUUUUUUGCUGGUGACCCAACUUUGAUGUCAAAAACCUCUGGUGACCCCAAUCAUUCACACUCUCAUCCAGUCCCCAUUGCACCCCGGCUCUGGCAAAGGCAGUGGCUUGUUUUGAGGGGCGGGUCAUCUUUUUUUUCUUUUUUUCUUUUUCUUUUUUUUUUUUUACAAAUGUAUUUAUUGAUGGAAAUUGGUGGUAUACAGAGAAUAAAAUGUACCAUUAAUGCUUCCCAAUCUCUAUGUUUUUUUUUUGUUUUUUUCAAUCAAUCAACGGGGCGGGUCAUCUUGGCCCUCUCGACUCCAGUGCUGGUGGUCUUCAAGAGCUGGUCAUGCUUCCGUCUGUACAGCCCUUCUCCCAGUGCCUUGGGGCAAUGGCUUAGAAUGUGUUCCACACUUUGAGAAAAGUGGAAAUGCUGGUGUCUCUGCCUUGCACCAUGCGUGGAGGUUUGAGGGGCUGGGAAGCACGUCAUAGAUAUCAGACACAAUUAGUGGAUGAAAAAGAAAAAUACAUUUGAAGGAGACUGGACAGUACCCACUUUAAUAAGCCAUUGCGUCAGGUUAUACCAAAGCAGAGCAACAAUGAGAAGAUUGAGUGGUUUAUUAAUGAGAAAAUAUGUAUGGCUGUAGAAUGUAGCCUUUUGUAAUGCGUAUCUGAAAUAGUCUUGAGGCUUGAGUUGAGUUUUUGCCAUAGUGUAAAUUGGAAGCAGAAGGCUAGGAAAUGAGAAAACGGAUAUAGUGUUACGUAGGCUAAUUUUAAUCUAUUUAAUAGAGAGGACCGUGACCCUUUGAAUAAUCGCGCUUACUGCCUCCGAUUUGUUGGCACGUUUCCUAGGCUAUGACUACACGCUCGGGAAGCGUAUAAAGCGUUUCACGGAGGACUUGCAAAACCACCAGUUGCAGGACUGCGCCGUGAAGCUGUUGGGACGAAGCAGAAAGAUUCGCAAGGCAAUAGCCCUCACUCUACUGGAAAGUUAAGGCACUCAAGAUGGCACCUAAAUUACAAAGGAAAUAUGACACAACCCUCAUAACAAUGGAUGGGACUUGUGCUGUAGCCCGUGGACAACGCGUUGCCUUUAUAAGUAGGCAAGGCACUUCUAGAGGGAGCUGGACAGUAUAUACAUACAGGAAUAGAGACAAAGCCAGUGGAAAACUUCAGAUGGCAUUUAGGUUUAAAGAGUUUAACCUCAUUCUGAAGGACAAUAACGUGAAGCUUGAAUCUGUCCCUAAUUUUGAAGAAAAGUCCGAAUGUCUGUUUGAGUGGUGCAACGUGGACGGGAACUCAGGGAGUUUGCAGUCUGUGGCCAAACAGAAUUUAUACCUGGGAAAAGAAAAGAAUCAGCUGAUCGCCUGCAGUGACCCACCAAAGGCAGAAGUGUUUGAGUUCCCUCGUGAAAAAAAAGCUAUAAACCACUGUGUGAAAAAAUAGUGAAACUUCAGACAAGCUAUGAAUUUCUGUUCUUUUCUUAGUUUGAUUAGUUAUGUUACAUUAACAGACUAACAGCUCUCUUUUGUAUGUAGUUUGUCUGUAGUUUCUGUGCUUUAUGAUGACUCACGGCUUCUAUUGUAUUGGAUCUUCAUGUACGUACUUAUCCGUUAUAUUGUAUUGUUGGUUUUUUGUACCGGUAUGCACUCGGUAUAGAGUAUAAUUAAUUAUCACAUAAUAGAACAUUAACAGGUAUUGUUUGAGUGUCUGACUUUUUCUCUAGUAUAAUCAUCAUUUUAGGUUCAUGAGAAGUCAUGUUCUGAGGGAGAGGUGAGAUGUAUUCAUUGAUUUAUUAUGAAACCGUUCAAUUCUAUUAUUUUAAUUGGCUAGAAAUGUUUGGUGAAGAUUUGUAUUAGUCAUAUUAAGGAAUAAUUUAAGGGAAGGCAGGACUCAAAAAGAGCACAGACAUACCAAUGACACAGGGUUACAUUUGUAUUAGAUUGAGUAAUUUAAAAAUGUAUGCUGUAUGUGUGAAAGACUUUUAGCGCCCUUCUGAGAAACACAGCUUUAAUAUGAACAAAAUACUGAUGCAUGUUAUAUGUGUGUUAUAUACAUAAUUGAAACUUAAAUAAAACCUUUUGUAUCUGAAA